GAAGAAGCCGGGGCACAGGUCCUGUGUGCGAGGAGAGAGGGGGCACAGGUUGUGGGAGUAGAGACCAACACUGGCCGCAGUUGGGACACAGACACAAGAGGGAUGGGGUGAGUGCUUAGAUAAAGAGGGAUUACUGCUUGGGAAGAGUCCCAUUAGUAUUGGUGCUGUAGGUGUGCCAUAUUUACAUCCUGUGCCACUUCUUACUGGUUGGUGCCAUAAUGGCUGGGCUAUCUGCCAGCACUGUACUGAGGAGUUGGUUGGUUAUCACCUUAAUAGCUGCAAGUGCUUCUGGGACCCCUCUGUCCGCUGAUACUGCCCCAGCUCAGGUGUUUAACUCUGCAAGAAGCCAGGUGCCACCUAGGGGCACGGUGCCAAAACUGCGGCGCAGAUCCACAAACUCUCAGCCUUUCGAUGGCUCUGAUUUACUGCCAGACAGCGUUGAUGAGAAAUACCCCCCUGGAGAGCAGGAAGGGGGGACAGACACAGUAAUGCCCAGCUGGUCUCUACGCUGCCCACCCCGCUGCCGGUGUACGCCAACACUUGUCAACUGCUCAGGAGCUGGUUUGUGGAAAAUGCCCCCAGCGGGAGACUGCCCACCUGAGACUGCCAUCAUGGAUCUGUCAAGAAAUCAACUGACUUUGCUCCAAAUACGAGAGUUGAUUGGAUACAGGAGCCUAAGGAAGCUGAUCCUACGUGAGAACCAGAUUCAGAUCAUUGAUGAGAGUGCUGUGGUUUUCCUGCCGCCUCUGCAGUCUCUGGAUCUCUCGGGCAAUGGCUUGCCUUGUACUUGCCCCUUGCAACGUUUCAUUUCCCGUUUAUCGAAGGGAGGGGACCUGGAGACUGAUCGGGAGACAGAACUCUGUGCCCAGGGCCCCGGUGCCUCUGUGCUGCCUUGUGCGGAGCACUAUAUCUCUUGUGUACCAGGUUCCCCCGACUCUGUGCUGCCAUACUCAUUUGUAACACCGGCUGCUCUAUCCGCCAGCUCUUGCCUUGCUCUUUGCUUCCGCCAUGGCCAUUCUCAUUAUGGGCAAGAUGAUGCCCAACGGUGUUUGUGCGGCUCCAUCUCGACGGAGCCUGUUGAUCCCUGUGAUGUGUGUCCUGCCGGUGGCCAAAACCCUCAGUGCAACAAGGCUCUUAUUCCCGACCCUCAUCCUGUGGAGGUAUCAGUGUCUCUAUCGGGCCCCCUGCACUGCUCCGUGUUCCAGCUGGCAGAGUUUAGUGCCUUUGCCUCCAUCCCCAUAACACGGUUUGUGUGGCAUUUUGUUCCUGGCGAGGAGCCAGUCGUUACAACAGAUAGCAAUGCCCAUCACAAGUACAGCCUGCCUGGGCAAUACAGAGUGCUAGUACUGGCAGAGGGGCAGAGGCCUGGAGCAGAAGCUCUUGUGAGGGUGAUUGUGCCAGUGCAGGGGGCAGAGCUGCAGUGCCCUCCGGUGGCACAAACUGGGCAGAAUGUUGAGGUGUGGCUGAAUGUUCAUCAGGGUACAGACCUUCAGGCUGUGUAUGGGGUACAAGAGCCAGAGGGACACUUGCAGACAGAUGAUUCCUCUUGCCCCCGUGGGGGACGUGUCUUCCAGAAGAAUCUGAAUUGCUACUGGUUGAACCAAGUCAAGGAAUCGUUUGCAGACUCACGCACCCGCUGCCGCUCAAUACCCGGGGGUGAUAUUGCAUAUAUAGAAACUAUAGAGGAACUGACCUUUCUACAGGAAAUCUUUCUAAACCAUGCCCCUGUGUGGGUUAACGUUUCUCAAUCUAAAGAUCUUUCUGCUUUGAUGAGCCCAGCAUUAUAUCAGGAGUGCUCUCAGCUACCACUAGUGCCAGGUGGAACGGGCAAGAGCAGAUCUUGUAACGAGAAGGCUCCUUCAUUGUGUACAAGAAAGGCAGGGGUUCCCCUUCCGGAUGUGCCCACGUACCUGGUUGGAAUCCCUGUACUUACUGAUGCUGAGACACACAAUGCCAGUUUGGCUGAUUCCGUCACCGAUCUGCAGGGAGACAUUGAAAUCAUGCUGUUCCCAGGCCUCUGGUUCAGUCACUCGGGCUCCCCUGUAUCUCUGGAGUUUGGGGUUCAGCCAUUAAAGAAUGCUGUUGAGGCCAGAAUUCAAAUCCUACGGCCGUUCUGCAGUCCGGAGCAGCACCUGGUACCCCCAGGCUGUGAUCUCCUUCGGAACCCUUUUGCCAUUUGCCAUAAUCAGCCCCUGUGUAACACCAAAGCGGGCUGUGCCAAUGGGCAGCAGUGGUGCCCACUCAUUGAAAGCUGCCUGAGUAUUACACAGCCCUGCAGCACCUACACGCUCCAGAGCUACUUGCACCCUCCUCGGUAUCUGGGGACCCCUCCGGCUUAUUCCCCUGUUGCUGACAUCCCGCUGCUGCUGGAGCCAAGUACAUGUAGCCGGAACAUGCAGGUCCUGCUUUCCUCCUUGUCUAUCUCUGUGCAACCGGAUGAUAUUCUCUCCAUACAACACAGUGGAGACCAGGGUUCAUUCCUGCGCUGUAUUCCCCAUGGCCGUUCUGCCUGGAGUCAGAGUUAUUUAAGUAUGAGCCACUGGGGCUGGUGGGAGGAAUCUCUGCAAGUGGAAACUCCAUCUUGGAUGGAUGAUAUGGUAUGCGAUCUUCGUGCCACUUUUGCCUCGGAAGUGCAAAGCCUUGUGGUCUCGCCGCUGCUGGCAAGCUUUCAGGAACCUGGUACAUAUACGGUGAGUGCCACGUUGCACAAUGCAGUGAGUGAGACCGAGGUGGCCUGUGAGGUGUGUGUCCUGAGACCUGUCACCGGGCUGCAGAUUAUCUCUCCCACACCAUAUUCUGAUCCACUACACGUGCCAACACAUGACCGCACCUUGCUAGCAAUCCGUGCUCUCAGCUCCACACCAGCCUCUGUCCUAUGGGAAUCUCCUGUACAGAGAGAGGAGGCGGAGCUAGUUCCAACAUGUCCUCAAAGUAUGGCAGCUUCCCUUCCUGCUUGCCUCAACCCAUCCGGAGACACAAGGUUUGGCUGGAUGUGGCUUCGGCUAGAGGAACCACUGACCACUAUGCUCACCAUAGUAGUGACCAAUGAUGUCAGCGCCCAGAACCUGUCUGUUCAAAUCCAGUCACAUGACGCUAUACGAGGGCUUCACAUUCAGCCUGAUGGACCUCAGCACAUCCAAGUAAACCAGACUCAGAUUUUUACAGCUAAUGUUUCUCAGGGGUCAUCUGUUAAAUUCACAUGGAUCGUGGAUAAAAUGGAGGGGUUUGUGUACCAGGGACAAAGCUACAAGGUGACAUUCAGAACUGCAGGCUCCUAUCGCAUGAGGGUGCAGGCCGAGAAUCCAGUCAGCUCUCAGGUUGUGGAUGUGCUUCUAACAGUCCACGGGACCCUACCACUGCAAAAAGCUAAGCUGGUGGCACCUUCAUCUGUGCUACUGGUGUCUGAGAGCCAGGAAAUUGGCUUCGAAAUACAGGUGGACGGGUCAUCGGAUGUGACCAUAAGCUGGGACUUUGGAGACGGCAGCCCAAAGCUGACCAGAAGGUUCUCUCCACCAUACAACCCUCAGCUUCCACGUGACCCUAAGAGACAGAUUGUUACUUUGUCAACUAAAGAAGACCACCACUAUAUGCAAGAAGGACAUUAUGAAGUGACUGUGAUGGCCUAUAACAAUGUUUCUCAGAUCACUCGCUCCUUACAGCUUGUGGUGGUCCAUGCUCUGACAUCGCUAAUCCUUCAAGUCACUCCUCAGUCCCCUCAGCCAACAUCGGUUGCACUGUUCUCUGGGGUCUGUCUACCCUCUAGCUUGGAGGUGAAACUGUCUUGGGAUUUUGGUGAUGGCUCAAAGGUGGCACAUAGUGAUAGCCUGCAAUCUGAAAAUGUCUACCCGGCCAGUGGUUUCUACAACGUGACAGUGACUGCGAGCAAUGGACGGAGCCAUGUAUCUGGGUCCAUGAUAGUGAUGGUUGGACAAAUGAUUGAGGGGCUGGAGGUGAUGAGUAGUGGGCUUAGUGAGCUCGGCACGCAGACAGUAGUUACUGGAUCCCUUCGGAAGGGCACUGACAUCACUUGGAGCUUUGAUAUGGGGGAUGGCAAGUCAUACACUGACCAGUCAGAGCCAUCAGUAAGACAUACAUAUAAAGCUAAGGGCAUUUUUACAGUCUUGGUAGUUGCCAAGAACGCUAUGAACUCUGUUAAUUUAUCAAUCAACAUACAGGUUUACCAGGUCACUAUUACCGACGUCACUUUUCCACCAGUGGUGUCCAGCCUAAAUCUCACAAAAUUCAUUGUCCACGUUAAUGUGCCAUCUGUAAGCCUCGGUUUUCUCUGGGACUUUGGUGAUGGCAACCCUCCUGAACCAGUAAGUGGUAAGGCAGAGGUGUGGCACAGCUAUCUCCAGGCUGGGAAUUAUAGGCUACAGAUAACUGUAAAUGGAACUGUGACCACGACAACUCAAUUCAGGGACGUAACCGUUGAGGACCAAAUAAGAUCUGUCUCUUUAAUUGCAUCCCCAACUGCUGCUAAUCUGUCCCAGCCAAUCCUUUUCUCUGCAGCUGCACUACCCUCACCAGAUCCCCAACAUUUAUACAUGUAUCAGUGGAAUUUAGGCUUGGGAUCAGCACCAAUGGACUCUUCUUCUUCUGAGAUCAGCUGGACGUACAGCUCUGAAGGGAGCUACAAUGUGUUGGUGACUGUGUGGAACAGUGUGAGCAAGGAGCAGGCCCAGUGUCAUGUGAUUGUGCAGAGACCAAUCAGCAGCUUGGCUAUUCAGCACAAUGGAGGAGAAGAAGCAGUUUUAGUAGGUGCUAAGCAGUUCUUUACCGCUAAAGUCAAUGACGGGGUCACUGCUGAGUUCACGUGGGACUUUAGUGACUUGUCCCAUUCCAGCUAUGGCCCUACUGUAGCUCACACCUUCACUACGGCAGGUUAUAAAACGGUCACUGUAUAUGCAAAAAACAAAGUGAGCGAGGGCAAGGCAUUUAUUGUCCUGUCUGUGCAGGCACCAGUUGCAGCACUCUCUCUGUCUGUAGACCACAGAGUGGCAGAACCAGGUCAACCAAUACAUUUUUGGGCAUCAACAUCCAGCGGAGACUUAAUACAGUUUCAGUGGUCGUUAUGUGAGCACUGCCCUUAUAUAGAGGGGACCUCACAAUUCCAUCACAUAUUUUCUAAACCUGGAAUAUACGUGGUAAGUGUGGUAGCAAGGAAUGCUCUGAGCUCCGCACGUGCCAACAUCACUUUAGAAGUACAAGAGGCAGUAGAGGGUGUUAGCGUGCAGCAGGAGAAUGCCGAGGUUGAGGGAUAUGCUGCCCUUGCUGAGUCCUUAACGCUUACAGUUCAUAUGGUCAAGGGAUCCAAUCUAACUUUCCAGUGGGUCACUUGGCCAGAGCAGUGGGGUGGCCAGGAUAGGUCAUUGACUUUCACUCCAGUUAAGGUGGGGGAGAUAGGUGCUGAAGUUUGGGUAAAGAAUGCACUGGGGGUUACGUCAGCAAACAUCCAACUGCAGGUUAUUGAGAGGGUAUCAGGUGUCCAGGUACAGAAAAACCAAGACCCUGUUGCCCUUGGGUCUAAUGUAGAACUGACUGUUACCAUUCAGCAUGGUACUAAUCUACAGUAUAAAUGGGACCCUGGGGAGGGGUCAGUUGAGUUGAUUAGCCAAUCCCCCUCAUUAAACUAUACAUACCUCAUUCCUGGCCCAAAAACAAUAAAGGUUGUAGUAUCUAAUGCUCUGAGUUCCAGCAGUGCCUCGGCAGUGUUAAGAGUACAGCAACCCAUAUCCGGUGUUAGCAUAAGCCUUACAGAGUCACGGGAUUAUGAUGCACAGGAAUAUGAACUGGAUGCAGUGAAGUCAGGGACUGCCAUGUUUCUGGUUGGCUCAGUGCAAAAUGGCUCGGAUUUAUCGUGGGAGUGGGCAGUCACUGGACAUAAGCAAGUCAUUAGGUACCAUGUACAGAACGUGUCACACACCUUUAUAGAGCCUGGUCAGUACCAAGUGCAGCUUCGUGUCUGGAACAUUGUAAGUUCAGCCAAUGCCUCCCAUCUGCUACUAGUACAGGAGGCAGUAACCAGCCUAAGGGUCACCACAGAACAGAAUGGCUACUGCACGGGGCAAAAUGUAACCUUCUUUCUGAGCAUCGAGCAAGGUACACAUGUGAGUUUUAUGUUGACUGUCCCCUUUCUCAAUCUCCAUCUCAAACUGGAUGAAAAUUGUGGACACCUUGUUUUUCCCUUUCCUGGCAAUUACACCAUCUUGGCCACAGCGCUGAACCAGGUCAGCAAAGCAGAAGCCCGCCUUGACAUCACAGUGCUGGAAAAGGUGGAGAGCAUUCAGGUACUUGAUCUUCCCUCUGCCUGGUCUGUCAAUAAGACACUUCGUUUGAAAGCGAACAUCAAGCCUGACCCCUUUCUCAACAUCUUUUGGACCUUCUGGCAAAAUGGAGAUUCCAAUUACUCACUUUCCAGCUACAAUGCAGCAUACACACCUCUAAGAAAGGGAAGUCUCCAUAUCCAUCUCAAUGUUAGCAACCCCUUCUGUUGCUCUUCUCUUUCAUCAGUGGUGAUUAUUCAGGAGCCAGUCACCAGUAUGAUUCUCAGAAGUAACACGGAGCAGGUGUUCCUGAAUCAUUGUGUCCAGUUCUUUGUAGAACCCAAAGAUGGUUCAGACCUCAGGUUCCACUGGAGUUUUGGAGAUGCUCAAAAAAAUAUAACUAGCUUGGAAAGAUCUGUGGAACAUUGCUACAGCCACCCAGGGAAUUUUUUGGCCACUGCGGUUGGAUAUAAUUUAGUGAGCUUGGUUCAAGCACAGACAAAAGUCCGUGUAACAAUGGUAAAGUGUAAACAACCCAAGGCCCAGCUUCUUGGAGCUCCGGCCAAAAUGCCAAGAUCUCUUGGUGGACAGAUUGAAGUCAGUGUGGAUCUGAGAGGGUGCACUGAGUAUAAGGUGAUUUAUUUAUGGGAGUUCUACAAAGGAUCCAACUGUAGCUCAAACCAACUGAGUAUACCUAAACUAGAUAUCUCUAGCCCCCUGCUGACCAUCUAUGGACACACCUUGGACAUUGGUUUAUACUGUUUGCUUAUGAUUGUAAAGCUGCAAGGGACAUCACUGUCACAUCAAGUGACACACCUACUCACUAUCACGCCCAGCCCACUAGUAGCAGUGAUACAUGGAGGCACUAAGCGGAUAUGGCCAGUCGAACGAGACCUUGUCUUAGAUGGAACAGCAUCACAUGAUCCAGAUCUUGCAGAUGGAGUGAAGGAGACAAGCCUGGAGUAUGAGUGGAGCUCAGAACCAAUGGAGGUGAUAGAGGAACCUGCCUGCAUGCUACCCAGUCUGCCAUCCAUUUCCCAGGUCUCAGUCUCCCUACCUGCAUUGUGUGCCGACUCCACAUACAUCUUCACGUUGACUGUAAAGAAGCCAGGACGGGAGCCAGCAACGGCCAAACAGAUGGUGUCACUCCACGGUGGCUCUGUCUUGGUGGUGUCUCCUCGUUGCAUAUCAUGCAACACAGUCUCCUCCUCCGUGAUGAGUAGCAAAGUUCCUGUGAUUCUCUCUGGUGAAUGUGAUACCUGCGACAGAGAAACACAGUACACCUGGAGUGCUGUUGAUUCCAAUGGAUUGAGUCUGAUGCUGGAUAACCAGACCACCACUACGGGUCCAAGAAGACAUGAACUGGUGGUUAGGAAAGGAAUCCUAGAGGAUGGACUAAACUAUACUUUUACCCUGAAGGUUAUUCAGUUGGAGAAACAGAGGUGGGGUGAGGGCAGCAUAACCCUCAUGGCAAACAACCCCCCCAGUGGAGGGCAAUGCACCCUUUUCCCCCAGAACACCAUCUUGUGGCUGGAAACACCAUUGCAGUACAACUGCACAGGAUGGAUGGACCCAGAUAAGGACGGGCAGCUCCUAUUCAGUCUCUCUGUACAGAUGUGCAGUCGGCCCAGCUGUCGGAGACUGCAUUUGUAUCGAGGCCCCAGGAGUUGGAACAGAGUGCAAGCUCCGGCGGGGAGUCAGGAGGGGGACAUACAGGUGUUUGUGGAGAUAGAGGAUAUGAAGGGAGCACGGACUCUGGCCAUAAACAGAACCCUUACGGUCUCCAUCCAUGGCGCUACUAAGUUGCUGAGCACUCAGAUGGGGGAGAUUGUGCAGCAGCUGCAGAGAGACGGAGACCUCCAUCAUGUCCUGCCACUCGCACUGGAGGUGGUCACGGCUCUGAACCUGGACUCUGACGUCACAGAAGAGGAGCAAUCAAAUCGCACCGAUAUUCGUGAUAACAUAACCAGCGCUCUGACAUCACUGCGUGUCUCCAAUCUGUGGGAGGUGGCUGCCGUCAGUGCCGCGCUGACGCAGUGUGUGGCUUCCCCCCAUGAGAUAUCCCCAGGAACAUGGCUCCAGACAUUGGAAGCGGCAGAAAACAUGAUUAAUGUGAUGGCUACAGAAAGUGGGGCAGGACGCAGAGCCGAAACAGAGACUUCCGAAAAUGUCCUCACGUUGCUGGGUAGUGCCAUGGCCGCCUCUCCUUCAGAAGCCCUCUCUCUCUUUGCCUUCAACUUGACACGAGAGUUGACAAAGUCAGCAAUGCGUUCCCGUGUAAUCAGCGAAGAGCCAUUGUCACUGAAAGUCCCAGGAGUUCAGGUGCAUGGGUCCCUCGUCCUUCCGGAGGAUUUGCCCCAUUCACAGCCCUCUGCCCUGUGCCUAGUGGGUAACAUUCAGGGGGUGCCCACUGCCCUGAAAGGUCACAGCGAGGUGUUGCAGUUGGUCACUGAAAUGGACAAAAAUCCUUUCUCUUCAGGGUUACUCCCAAAUGCCCCGGUGACCACCAAGUUGGUUUCCCUUGAAUUCAGCUCCCCGGAAGGGGACACCAUAGCUGUGACAGACUUGCCGCUGGAAUCUGCAAUUCAGUUGAGGCUACCGGCAAAGAGUGACGUUAGCCUUAUACCAACUGCAGUGCCCUUAGCGCCAGGGGAUAGUGCCAACCUUACUGUGUCCAGCAGCUUGGAACAUACAUCUUCUGGCCUACACCUCCAUAUCAGCACCUCUCUGCCCACGGGAUUUGUUUGGCAUCAUGAAGAUUCUCCUGGCCUAUUAUUUGCAUGGGGACCCAUCCUUCCCACCAAUCAGUGUGAAGCAUAUGGCACCCAUGUCUUUAGAUUGUUCAAAGAUGCUGGGAGCACCCAGGAGUUCAGCCUCCUAUUUCCCCUAUGUUCCCUUUCCUUCCUGGAAUUCUACGUCAAUAUCACUAGCCUUCUUUCCGUCUCACCAGUCAAUGUGUCCGUCAGCCUUUUCUCCAGCCUGUGCCAGUACUUUCAUGUGCCCAGCCAGACAUGGCGGACUGAGGGCAUGACGCCCAGCAAUGCCAGCCAACCAAGCCAAGCUGUGUGUCACACCCGUCACCUCACACUCUUUGGUGCCAGUCUCUUUGUUCCUCCUCACCACCUUGUGUUACUGCCCCCGGCCCCACGACCUGGCCAAUGGACCCUUGUGCUUCUGGUUUGCUCUCUGCUCCUGUCCAUGUACCUGGUGCUCCUGUUAAUCUCUCACAAACUGGACCAUCUAGAUGUGUCGCGUGUCGGAACCAUUCCUCUGUGUGGUCAGCGCAGUCAGUACAAGUACUGGGUACUAGUGAAGACCGGCUGGAAAAGAGGGGCAGGUACCACAGCUCACGUUGGGAUAAGCCUGUACGGGCUGAGCAAGAGCGGCGCUCGUUACCUCGAGAGUGGGGGAGCGUUUGGCCGUGGUAGCAUUGACUACUUUCAGGUUGAAACGGAGUGUAACAUGGGAGAGAUCUGGAAGAUCCGCGUGUGGCAUGACAACACAGGUUUGGAUCCCUCGUGGUACCUCCAGUACGUGGCGGUUUGGGACAAGCAGACGGAUUUCCUCUACUUUUUUCUGGUGAACGAUUGGCUGUCCGUGGAGAAUGAGCGCAAUGGAGGGAGAGUGGAGAAAGAGGUUCUUGCCGCAUGCCCUCAGGAGCUACGUGGGUUCUACCGUGUGUUUCUGGCGCAGCUGCUCCUCGGUUUCACAGACUGGCACUUGUGGUUGUCGGUAUGGUGGCGCCCUGCCCGUAGCCGCUUCACACGGGUUCAAAGGGUGACCUGCUGUGCGCUGACCCUGCACCUCUACGUGGCAUCCUGUGCCCUGUGGUAUGGGGCUGUAGGGUUCACAGGGGAAAGCUCUCCACUCGGGGUCCAGUCCUUGGUCACAUGGGAGAGCGUAUUUGUCGGCGUAGUCGUGUCGCUUCUUGUACUGCCUCUCCAACUUUUAUUCACCUUUUUAUUUAGAGAAACUCGCAGCAUGGUAACUGUAGAGGAUGCUCCUUUAGCCUCUUCAGCCAUUGAGCAAGACAGCAAGUGUGGAGACACAUCUUCCAUCUUGUCCAUCCCUGGAGGACACGAGUCAUUGGUAGAUAUCAGCUCAUUAAGCCGGGAGUCUGUGUCCAGCAGCAAGUUGAAUUUUGACAUUGGAGAUCACAUCUUCUGGCAGGAGGAAGGCUGCGCCCCCUUGUGGUUCUCCUCGUGUGACACCAUAUGUGACUCUCCGUAUGAGACCCCGUGGCUUCAGGAUACAGACGCAGGACUCAGCUUCCCUCCAUCUCUGCGCAGGAAGAAGGGAAAGAUUUGUCUCGGGUUCGAGUCCUCCUGUAGCUCUGGGGAUGAUCCUCUGUCCUUAUCGGGGGGCUCCAGCAGCUGCCGCCGACUUUCCCUGUCAGAGAAUCUGCUUCAGUCCAUUACAACUGGUACCCGGCUGAGUGAAGGGUCCGACAGCGGCAGGUUCUCCCCGCGCACAGAUCUGCGCUCCAUCAGCCCUGAAAGCUUCAGCAGCGGCUGGUCAGACAAUGGCCGCUACUCUGAGGAUUGGAUGGGGGCAAAUCGCUGGUCCUUCGCCUCUUCAUUUGACUCGGAGGCAAACAGCCAGGACAGUGAGCUGCAGCAGUGCUGCGAUGGCGCCUCUCUCUCACCCUCGCCAUUCACAACACGAAUAGGUGUGCGCUGGAUCCCCCCUAGAUGGCUGUUCCCCCCCUGCAUUCGGUGGGUGCUGUACCCAGUGCUGGUCAUGUUGCUGGCCUCCUGCAUUAUCCUUACUAUUCUGUACAGUUCAUCCCUCUCUGACCAGGGCAUCCUUAUGUGGCUCAUCUCCUCCACCUGCGCUCUGCUCGCCUCCGCCAUCUUUCUGGAACCGCUUAAGGUCUUGGUGUGGUCCCUGCUCUCUGCCUUGUGGGUGCCACCGGUGCUCAGCGAGGGAGACGGUCUAGUGGAGGAGCCGCUUGUUAAAAAGAUAUCAGAUCGGCCUUGUACUGUCCGGGCACCCGGAGGCUUCAGCCUCCUCCAAGCAAAAGAAGAGGCCCGGAGAGUGCGGGCACUGAGGAGUUUGCUGAGGAGCUGCGCAGGUCACAUGGUUUUCUUCCUCCUGGUGCUGAUGGUGAAUUACCAGAAUUCUUUCCAUGAUGCCAACAUUCGGUUGCUGCACACAGCCAUGAAGCAGUCUGUUAAUCGGGCGACCAGCUCCCAUCUGAACGCCAGUACCAUUCAGAGUGUAUCCGGCCUAUGGCACUGGCUAGACACAGGAUUGCUUGCCCACCUGUAUAGUGAUCCUCGUGUGUCCUUAAUGGGAGCCCCCCGUCUGUGCCAACAACCAGCACUGCUGGACCCUCUCCCUGACUGGUUACUACUGGCAGCUUUUCAGUCUAGCUCACUGGAUAGGAAUUCAUCUGUUGGAUCUCUACCCAUUUACUGGGGAGACACAGAACCCUGCAUCAAUCAUGGCUGUCCACCGAUUGGCUGUCAGGAUUUAGGAACUGAUAAAAAAGAAAUACAACACAAUGUACGAAGGCUUAAGGCUGCAAACUGGAUGAAGGAGAGCUCUCUGUCUGUGGAGAUCACUCAGUACCACAGAGACGUUCAACUUCACAUCUCCACCCGCCUGUGCAUUUCCCUGUCGGCCCGUGGCCACGCGGUCUCCUCCCUGUCCAUCCUACCAUUCCACCUUCAGGAGACGAGAGAGGGCCUAAGCCUGCCCUUUGUACUGGCCGUAUCCUUGCUCUUUGCUGCUCUAUGCUUCCUUCUCCUGGAGCUCCGAGCCUUGGCCAGAUGUUGUACUGAUAGUGCCGGUUAUUCCCCAAACUGGACUCGCCUCGUUCUGGGACUGCUCUCCGGGGGAGUGGGUAUUGUGUACGUGCUUAGGAUGUCUCUGACCAAACAGCUGCUUCAACAAUACCGGGCACAGCCGACAGCUUUCACCAGCUUUUACACAGUGGCAGUCCUGGCACGGACAGAGGUAGCCCUUGCUGCCACCUUGCUUCUCUUGGGCAUGUUAAAGCUUGCCCAACAGUUGCGUUUUGUACGGCGCUGGGCGAUAUUUGGUAAGGCUUUUCAGAAUGUGAAGUGGGAACUUUUGGGAUCCAGCCUCAUCACAGCAACCAUCAUCCUGGCUCUCACACACAGUCUUUAUGUGGUCUCCUGUGCUGUAUAUCCAUCUCAUCAUAUUCCCGGCAACAAGCUGCUAAGAUCUGUGUUGGGAAAAGGAUCCAUCUUCCGACCUGUCCUGCAGAAUUCUCCUGCUCUGGGCUUCUGUGCCGGGCUGGGAAUCUGCCUGCUUGCUGUAUGCAGAGGGAUCUUGUGUGCAGCAGUGCUGAGUGGACAUAGGAAGGUCCGAGCGGAAAGCUACCGUCCGGUCUUAGAGCCGCAGGAUUAUGAGAUGAUUGACUUCCUGGUGAAAAGAUUCAAACUCUGGUUGGGACUCAUCAAAGCCAAAGAGUAUCGGCACACUGUGAGAUUUGAAGGGUUAAAGUCUGCCUGUUCCAGAUCGUCCAACAACGCCAGACUCUCCUGUCCUCAGUCUGCCACUCGCCUUUCCACUCGCUCAGCCUCUGUGUCUCCCGACGUGGCCUCAGCCAGUCCCCGCCCUGUGCUCACCCCAGGCCUAGCUGUGGAGCGCCUACCCACGGCUGUCACUGAUCUUCUGGACAAGCUAGAUAAAGUGACCACAGCCUUAGAGGAGGUGUGCGCUCUGGAACAAAGGCUGGAGGAGUGGCACAGGACAGUGGGGUCUACCAAACCUUCAAAGACAGAGAAACCUAGUACUUCUACCAACAAGCAUCUUCAGCUUCCUCGCACCUACAGUACUUUUUCAGAGUCGGCCAUAACUCAGAUGCAAUCGAAGGUUCUGACUUAUAAUGGAAGUAGGCUCUUCCUCAGGCCAGCCCCUGAUAGUGCUGACCAUAUGCGUAGGGCACGUCUGCAUGGAGCCCCCAGUGUGAGCCACGGAGUCAGAGGGAACACAUGGAGACCUAACAGUGAGGAGAGUUCCAGGGGCAGGAAACCAUUGGAAGACCCAAACAGACCCAUACCCCGCAAGCGUAGAGCCUGGGACUGUGAGAGGCAAGGGGAUACCUAAGUGCCUGCAGCUAACCUUUACCACAAGGAUGCUCAGCUCUUUGCCUCAGUAAUGCACCGUUUGGUCUCGCUGUAUGCUGCCAUUUGGAAGAGUGUAGAGUCCAAUAGCCAGUGUCUCUCUUGCUCUGUCACCUCCCAGCGCAGUGUCACUUCCUGGAAAACCUCACUCACCGAGGCCUACGAACAAAGGGAAAUAGAAUAAAUGGCGGGCUGAUGUGGGACACAUGGGGACACAGAUAACAGAACACCUCUCACCUGCUGGAAGUGCAAUUUAUGGAACAGCCGAAUGCUUGAAAGAUUUUCUUGCCCAAUUUUAGCUUCGAAUGUGGUAAUGCCCAAAGCAGUGAUACCUAAAACAAGAGAGACCACAUCAGAGCAUGCUGGGUAAUGACAUAAAUGCGGAAUGCGCCAAGAUUCCACAACUCACCAUAGGAUAACAUCAGCCGCACAGAUUCUUCGCCAAGCCCUCUGCCUCGGUAGCUGGGCUCUGCAAUAGAAGAAGGGGAAUUGUAGCUUUAAUGGAGGAGAACUGGGUCGAGCAGCAGAGAUGAUGGCUGAAGGAGAAUGUAGAAUGAAGAGAAUGUAGCAGAAAACUGGAUGAAAUGGUGUAAAGGCAGAGAUACAGGGAGUGAUACAGGGAUCUACUAGAUGGCAGAGUCACCCAAUAAACAUGCAAUGAAAAUAUGUCAUGAACACUGCAGAUACAGGGACGUUUCCACAUUACCAAUAUCACUUAAUAAAGGGGAAGUUAAACUUAA
Molecule: messenger RNA, 14103 nt
Organism: Xenopus tropicalis (tropical clawed frog)
Lineage: Eukaryota; Metazoa; Chordata; Amphibia; Anura; Pipidae
Product: polycystin-1
Exons: 47
Coding region: 219-13346 (4375 amino acids)
Biological process (GO): monoatomic cation transmembrane transport
Cellular component (GO): plasma membrane; cilium; membrane
Source: RefSeq, a predicted model, not a curated record